Molecule: messenger RNA, 1203 nt
Organism: Aspergillus versicolor CBS 583.65
Lineage: Eukaryota; Fungi; Ascomycota; Eurotiomycetes; Eurotiales; Aspergillaceae
Exons: 4
Coding region: 1-1203 (400 amino acids)
Source: RefSeq, a predicted model, not a curated record
AUGUUCAUCACCUCAGCAGCAGAGUUCGUCUGGGCAAACGUGAACCCCACCAACUACAUUGGCGGCGUCAGCUUUCGCCCCGAGCGCGAUAUUCCAGACCUUUCGGGCAAGGUUGUUUUCAUUACAGGAGGAAACGCCGGUCUUGGAAAAGAAACCAUCCGCCAAGUUCUCAAGCACAACCCAGAGCAAGUCUUCCUCGCCGCACGGUCUGAAGAAAAGGCGCAAAAGGCAAUCUCCGAGCUCCAAUCCACAGCCCCAGAUGCCAAAAUCACCUGGAUCCCACUAGACCUCUCAUCAACAAAGUCCGUUCAAGAUGCCGCUGAGAAAUUCAAGUCGCAAGCCGACCGCCUGGACGUCCUCGUCCUCAACGCAGGCGUCAUGUCUCUGCCCCCAGGCGAAACCGAUCUCGGCCAUGAAAUCCAGUUAGGGACAAACCACACCGGCCACUUCCUAUUGACAAGAUUACUCCUCCCGACUCUCCUCCGCACAGCAGAGGACCCGGCCGCCGACGUGCGCGUCGUCUCUCUCUCCUCGAUCGGGCACAACCUCGCGCCGGACUUCGAGACCAUCCUCGACCAGCAGCGGCUUAAGAGUUGCAACACGCACGCGCGCUACGGCGCCUCCAAGGCCGCGAAUAUCCUCUUCGCGUCGGAACUCGCGCGUCGGCACCCCUCCAUCACGGCUGUCUCAUUGCACCCUGGGAUCAUUGUAACGGAUCUGUAUGGGCCGGUCGGACAGACGAACCCGAUUGUGCGGGCCGGGAUCAAAGGACUUGGACUUGUCACGACAGCGGUUGAGCAGGGCGCAUGGAAUCAGCUCUGGGCUGGGUUUGGCGCGAAGAAGGACGCGCUUGUUAACGGGGCGUAUUAUAUGCCCGUAGGCAAUAGCAAGACCUGUAACCGGUAUGUUGUGGGGGAGGAGAUGGGGAAGAGGCUUUGGGAGUCCGCUUCGGCAGAACCCGAUCGCAAACAAAACGAGAUGUUCAUGGAGCGCAUGCUCUCGCGUCGUUCCAGCCAGGGAGAGGCUGAUACCAAAAAGCCCGAGGGCCUUGAGCGUUCGACGAGCCAGGACGAAAACCAGAACCAGAACCAACCCCAGCUGCGCCGCCAGCGGAGGAAUUCCAGACUCCAGAGAUUCAAGGAUAUGUGGCACAGCGAGGAGGAGUUGGAUGAGGCUGGGAAGGUUUAUGCGAAGUUGAUGUGA